Messenger RNA from Clunio marinus, 225 nucleotides. The record is from the annotation of a GenBank genome assembly. NCBI's taxonomy places the organism in Eukaryota, Metazoa, Arthropoda, Insecta, Diptera, Chironomidae.
AUGUUUCAACAUGAAGGUUUCAUUCUUGACUUGUUUAUGCAUAAGCGAAAAGGCAAAAGUUUGAAAGAUUUAAGAGUUUCUGGUUUAAUGAUUACAAAAUUUGAAGCUGUUGUAUUUGAAUGGCUUGAAAUUGCUUUUUUCAAAAGAAAAUGUGCUUAUUUGAUAAAAUGUUGCACAUGUCUCUUGAGAUGUACGAUUUGGAAUUCCCAGCAAAAUUCCGAAUGA